AUGGGCAUCAGAACUGUGGCUGUGCAUUCUGACGUUGACUCAGGAUCCCUCCACGUGAAACUAGCAGACGAGGCUGUUUGUGUAGGUCCGGCUCCCACAAGUGAAUCGUAUCUCCGUGCAGAUAAGAUUCUGGAAGCUGUGAAACAAACUGGCGCUCAAGCUGUUCAUCCUGGAUAUGGCUUUCUUUCUGAGAAUACGAAAUUUGCUGCUGAACUAGAAAAGAGUGGUGCGGUGUUCAUCGGUCCCAACUCAAAGGCUAUCCUUGACAUGGGAGACAAAAUCCACUCCAAGAAGAUCGCUACAGCCGCUAAGGUGUGUCUUUUACAUGAUCAGUUGUGUAAUGUUUUGUAA
Molecule: messenger RNA, 351 nt
Organism: Ostertagia ostertagi
Lineage: Eukaryota; Metazoa; Nematoda; Chromadorea; Rhabditida; Trichostrongylidae
Source: the annotation of a GenBank genome assembly